GAAGGUCCAUGUCUCAGUUUUUGCAUAAAUCACUUGUUAACUUGGAGGAUCAAAGGUCUUUUAUGAGUUAUCGCUGGAAUUUGCCCGGACGCUCAGACAGUCAGAGGCAGGCGGUCUGUGAGCUUCCACUUGGACCACUUCAAGGCUCCUUCACCUCUAACCCGGGUCUGUCCAAAAACACCUAAACCGUCCAACAUGGAAAACUUGUAUGAAACAGUGGAGGAGAGAAGUGUGCAUGACUCCAGCAGUGAUCGAUCUGACAGCCCGGCCGGAGAGCACAAAUAUGAAAACACAGGUGAGGCCGUAGAGCCGCUUUACAGCGAGGUGGACGUGCACGCAUCCGCGGGGCCAGAGCUCGGAUCGCCGGACUACAUGGAAAUCAGGGAGGAGGACAAACACAGCAGCUCGUCCUCUUCCUCCAGUGAGGAUGAAGAGGAGAAGGCCGAGGAAGUAGCAGAGGAAAUCGAGGAAGUGAAAGCUGAGGUGGAGCCCGAGUCCGAGCCGGAGCCAGAACCAGUGGUGAAGGUAGAGGUGAACGGUGAUGUGCACGACGGAUCCAGGCGCUCCUCGUCUUCCUCAUCAUCCUCUUCCUCAGCCGGAGAUCCAUGUGAUGACCCGCCGAUUCAGACAGUGGAGGAAAGCUUGUCAACUCUGGAGAGUGUGACUUUGGAUGAGAGCAGUGCUGCUCCGGCUGACCCCGGUCACCCUGAGAUCUCUCUGUUUGUCAAGGCCGGCAACGAUGGAGAAAGCAUCGGUAACUGUCCCUUCUCUCAGCGUCUUUUCAUGAUCCUCUGGCUCAAAGGGGUCGUCUUUAACGUCACCACUGUUGACCUCAAAAGAAAACCAGCAGAUCUGCACAAUCUGGCUCCGGGAACACACCCACCUUUCCUCACCUUCAACGGAGAUGUGAAGACCGAUAUCAACAAGAUCGAGGAGUUUCUGGAGGAUAUGCUGUGUCCUCCAAAGUAUCCCAAACUUGCCGCCAAGCAUAGAGAGUCGAACACAGCUGGAAACGACAUCUUCGCCAAGUUCUCAGCCUACAUCAAGAACACCAAACCAGAGGCCAACGCCGUUCUGGAGAAAGGUUUGACCAAGGCUCUGAGCAAGCUGGAUGACUACAUGAACUCCCCUCUGACUGAUGAGAUCGAUGCAGACAGCAUGGAGGAGGAGAAGGGAUCAAACCGACUCUUCCUAGAUGGAAACCUGCUGACUCUUGCUGACUGCAACCUGCUGCCUAAACUGCACAUAGUCAAGGUUGUUGCUAAGAAGUACCGCAGCUACGACAUCCCCUCCCACUUGAUGGGCGUGUGGCGGUAUCUGAAGAACGCCUACACACGUGAUGAAUUCACAAACACCUGUGCGGCUGACACCGAGAUCGAGAACGCCUACAAAGACGUGGCGAGGAGACUGGCCAAGUAACUCGCCAAGUGACCAGAGCUCAAACAAAAUAAACUAGUAACACAACACAAAAUACCAUCUUAUUUUUAGAAUACAUGUGGCUGUCCUUUUCAGCGUGUUUAGGGGCAUUUCUUGAAGGAAAACUUAAUUCACAGGCUUCAAACAGAGUCAACUUUUACUCAAACGUGAUUGUGACUGUCUAUAUUUAUUCCUCAUAACACAAAGCUCUCUUUCAUAUGCUUUCCUCUGGUCCACACGACCAAACACUUCACUAGCCGCUGAUGUCAGGGCGGGUUACUUUAUUUAUUCCUGAGCCCACAGAAGUCUAGUCUGCCUCCAGUGUUUAUGAGCAAGCUUUGGCUCCAGUGGAGACACCUCAAUUCAUCUAUGACUGAUGAUUUAUGCUAAUUGUUUGCUGAACAUAUGACUGUUAAAAUCUGCAGAUUCAUUAUGAUUGUCAUUCAUUACUGUAGGUAUUGCUGUAGUUUUUUUGUUCCCUGGAGCUUCUACAUAUCUUGAGAUUCACUCCUGCUUCUGAAAGAUUGAUUUUUAAGAAUGAUUGAUUUUUAUAAUAACUUUAUAAUGUUUUCUUGAGAGAACAAAACUCACCUGGCGAAGGCAUUAAUAGCUUGGAACAAAGCUUUUCUCUGAUUUGUUUGCUUGCAUAAAUCUGUUUUAAAUUGCAAUAUCUAAAUCUGAUAUUAGAUCUGCUUUUUGAAUAUAAAAAGCCUCAGCUAUGUGCCUUUAUUUUGAAGAGACAUAAGUCCAUGCCAAUGCCACUGAUGGAUUCAUUCUAAAAAAUGUAUUGCAGCCAGAGCCGAGCCAUUUGUUCUGCCUCUAGCUAUUAGUGUUCAGUCGAGGUAUUGAUUUUGUCUUGAGUUACAUGAUAUUAUGAAUGGAGAGAGUAUUUAUUUAGCAGCCCCAAUCAGGCCUGAUUAGGUAGAGCCAUUAGUGCUGCGAUGAAAAGCGUCUUCCAGGCCAGGUCCACAAUGGUCAGAAACCCUGCCCUCCAGCCCUUCAUCAAAGAGACAUUUCCUCCGCUCUGAGGAGUCCGUCAACAUCCCCAGCCUAAAGUUCAAGUUCAAAAGUUUCAUUGUCCGCGCAAGAGAGGAGGAUGGAAAUUUGUCUUGGGGCUUAUCGUCUUUGGCGUGGUGUCAGCCUGCAACUUUAGCGAGACUUCCUUGCAGAACCAUAAGGCUCUUGUGUGGUUUGGACAAACAUGUGAUAUGAAAUUGGAGCAUGAUGACUGAGAGCCUUGCUCAUUGCAAAGCUCUACAAAUAAAAUAAUAUUUUCACAGA
Molecule: messenger RNA, 2697 nt
Organism: Notolabrus celidotus (New Zealand spotty)
Lineage: Eukaryota; Metazoa; Chordata; Actinopteri; Labriformes; Labridae
Gene: clic5b
Product: chloride intracellular channel 5b
Exons: 6
Coding region: 196-1419 (407 amino acids)
Source: RefSeq, a predicted model, not a curated record